Polyodon spathula (Mississippi paddlefish) is the source of this 3325-nucleotide messenger RNA. RefSeq names its product neurexophilin 2a (gene nxph2a). NCBI's taxonomy places the organism in Eukaryota, Metazoa, Chordata, Actinopteri, Acipenseriformes, Polyodontidae. The record is from RefSeq and is a predicted model, not a curated record. Gene Ontology annotation, molecular function: signaling receptor binding. The coding region runs from base 351 to 1151 and encodes 266 amino acids. The transcript has 4 exons.
GACUACUGCGAUUUUAACUUGUUCCUGCUGUGUACGGCGAAUACUGAACAGACAAACGAACAGCAAUGAACCAGGUUAAUUGAGAGUGCAAUCACAGAGGAUUCCCUCGGCUGUAUAAAUUGCAUCUCGUUAAGAAGUCGCCUGCUGGAUUGGAAGCAACUCAGGUGAACUACUUGCACUGCGCAAUAUAUAAAUAAGACUAUAUUCUCUCGACCACCGGGGUCCGAUACAUCAGCUUGGAUGUAGGUUGAUCACAGUGAUGCUGCAUCCCUUUAUCCAAAUCUGCCCGUUAAAAGCGGAUAUAUACAACAUCCAAGUAAAAUAAUUGAUUCAGCUGAGACCAAAUAAAGAUGAAGUACCUUCAUUCAAUCUGUUUGAUUCUGGCACAUUGUUUCAUUCAAGUGGUUACAUAUGACAAAACCCAGCUACCAACAACAGAGCUUAUAGAAUGGAGGGAAACAGACAAUGAGGAGACAUUGGCUAACAGUGUUGCCAAUUCACCAGUUGUAAAUCCACUGCGACUUUUUGCAAGCGGGUCUCAAGUUCUCAAACAGAAUAUAAAAGACAUAACGCACUUAGAAAAUGUUGAAGAUUUUUGGGACUGGCUAGCCAACAGAACAGACGUUCACGAAAACCAUGUACGAACUAAACGCAGACCUAUAGUGAAAACUGGAAAGUUUAAGAAGAUGUUUGGAUGGGGUGACUUUCAUUCUAACAUCAAGACAGUUAAAUUAAACCUUCUCAUAACUGGGAAAAUUGUUGAUCAUGGAAAUGGAACCUUCAGCGUUUAUUUUCGUCAUAAUUCGACAGGCCUUGGAAAUGUGUCUGUGAGCCUGGUACCACCCUCUAAAGUUGUAGAGUUUGAAAUCUCCCAGCAGUCAACACUGGAAACCAAGGACUCCAAGGCUUUCAACUGUCGAACCGAGUAUGAGAAAACAGACAGGGCCAAAAAGACAGCCCUGUGCAGCUUUGAUCCUUCCAAGGUUUGCUACCAAGAGCAAACCCAAAGCCACGUUUCCUGGUUGUGUUCAAAGCCAUUUAAGGUCAUAUGCAUCUAUAUUGCAUUUUACAGCGUAGAUUACAAACUUGUCCAAAAGGUUUGCCCUGAUUACAAUUAUCACAGUGACACUCCCUAUUUUUCCUCAGGGUGAUAAAAUGUUCUUGCAUGUUCAUUGACCUCCUAGAUUUCUCAUGCAAUUUGGGUAUAAUAGGAUCAAACUUAGCUUCAUGGAUUAGCACCAAUAAUAUUCAUUUUUGUUAUUUACUUGAUGUAGGCUUACUCAGAGAGGUUUGAGAAAAGAAACAAUGUGACCACCUCUGCCAAAGGAUUCUGGACACGAGAAGUUAAAAUGGACUUACGUUUGUAUGGAUUUACUUAUUGUGUUUUAGUGAGGUACUUAAAAUGAUGAAGGAAGCUUUUAAAAAUGUAUUAGGAAACUGCCUGUAAUCUGGUAAAACUGGCAAGUCAUAUUGGUACAGUAGAUUUAUGUGGUCAUUAGAGAAUAAAGAACUGCUGUUAACAAUCAGCUGUCAGAUGUAAAUCCUGUGCACCCUUUCAGAUAUGUAUCCAUGAUGGAUGAAAUGUUUAAUACUGUAGCUAGCUUCAUGCCAAGUAUUACUCAAUUAAAACACCUAUGUAUUACUGCAAAAAUAAUGUACAAAUUAUCAAAUUGCCUCUUUUUAAUGUAUUACCCUGGCUUGAACUGCUCUGUAAGAACUUAUCCUAGUUAUCAAAUUUUCCAAAAUCAAUACUUUGUUGCAAGGAAAGAUAUGUCAAGAGAAAGCCUAUGGCAAAGCUUGUUUAUUUCGUUAAGUCUAAUAUUUUGACAGUAUUGCAAACAGAUACAUGGGCUUGUCAUUCGUAAGUUUUGCAAUUAACGUAAUUAUCAGGGUUAUUUGGCAGUGAAGAUGAGAAUGAUAAUUUGUCUGGGAUUUUGUGUUUGUUUGUUUUAUCAUUAAUAGUUUUUCAGAGCCAAUUGGUGCAGAAAAGUCUUUGCUGCCAGGAAAACCAAAACAAACACAAAACAUGAACCUUUUCCUCUCCUUAACUGUCAGUUUCACACCAUACCUGUAACUUAAUCCUAAUCUUAAAGUCACUAUCAGAUUAUAAAAUAGCUCUUCAAUCCUCUGGGGGGAUGAUUAGAAUAUACAUGCAAAUACAGUAAAUAUAAUAUACUGUAAUCUCAUAUAUUGAUUGUGAUCCAAUAAUGUCACAUUUCUUUUUACCUCAUAAUCUUUUAUGCAAUUUUGUCUUAACUUUUGGUAUCCUGAGAUAUCAGAAAAUUGUGUUGGUGACCAUUUUUCUACAACAGCAAUAGGCAUUAGAUUUAUGAUGAUGUACAUUCAUUUCAGUUGUUUAUAACCAGUAAAAAUAAAUAUAACAAAUUAUUAUUAUAGCUGAGAUGUAUAAAAUAAUAUUUUGAAUGUUAACGUUGAAUUUUUAGUAUUGCAUAAAACUGCUUUCGUGUUUCUUUAUAGAUUGUGUCAAUGUUCCUUCUGAUUAGAAGAAUCACAAUGACCCUUUUAUGCUGUGAUUAACAUAUUUAUUUCCGGCUAAAAUAAAUUUGUGUUUGUUAAACCUGAUUGUGUCUGAUGGUUGGUUUUCCAGAAUUCAUGCGCCCUAUUGUAAUGUAAUGUGUUCUUAAUAGUUAUGCCUUUUUUAUGUUACUGUAAAUGGCAAUUUUAAAACUGUUGUACAUCCUCAUAAAGCAUAGUCAAUGGUAUGAAAAGACCAUUGUUAUUGUCUCUGAAAGUCUUCACUAACAAAAUGACUAAGAGCCACAGGCUGGCAGUACUUUGCCCAAUGGUUCAAAUCUUCAUGCAGAUAUUUUUUUUACUGAAAAACUAAAAGGGUAAACUUUGCUAAGUAAUGCCACCAAGUAUUAAACUGUGACGAACACUGUCACUAAAAGGGAAAUUGCCUGAACUGUCUGUGAAUAUAUAAUGAAACACUAUACUUUGCUCUAUGAAUAAUAUGUGUGAUAAAUUAAGCCCUGGAAAAGGAAACUAGAUCCUUUGAAGUUGUAUUAAAUUAUUUCUUUAAAAGAUAAGGCUCAAGCCUGUAUAAUUUUUUUUUUUUUUUUUUUUGUUAAUAUUUCAUGUAAUAUAUGCAAAUGAAAACACUCAUGGUUCAUAAUGCAUGGUGAAAAUAUAAUCUUCUGUUCCUUUUAGAGUUUGUGUAUAAAAAUUCAUUGUGUAAAAAAGAGUGAUGUGUAAAAUGUUUUUAGAGAUCAGGAAAGCAACACAGUAUGUAUAUUACAAUUAACUUGCCAAAUCACAGGCACAAAAACACAAGACAAUGUAAUAUUAUAUCAUGUAAAUAAAU